Manis pentadactyla (Chinese pangolin) is the source of this 1169-nucleotide messenger RNA. RefSeq names its product regulator of cell cycle (gene RGCC). Gene Ontology annotation, cellular component: cytoplasm. Gene Ontology annotation, molecular function: protein kinase binding; protein kinase activator activity. The transcript has 4 exons. Gene Ontology annotation, biological process: regulation of cell cycle. Bases 415 to 783 code for a protein of 122 amino acids. Lineage: Eukaryota; Metazoa; Chordata; Mammalia; Pholidota; Manidae. The record is from RefSeq and is a predicted model, not a curated record.
AUAAGCCUGAAUGUCACCCUCUUUGCUGCCCUUGACUCUGGAACUAAAAGCAAUGGGCUUCCCUUGUGAUUCUCUUUUUUUGAAAGUUGAAGCUCUUCCUUGUUACAGAGCAAAGAUACAGUCCUAGACUUAAAUAUGAGCUGUCCUCCUAAAAAGGGGUAAAGGGCCCUUGACACCCUGUUUGGAAUUUGAGUCAGAACCUUGACUUCCAGCUUGACUUUCCUUGGUAGCCCUGGCCAAGGCUUAGCUCUAAUCGCAGCUUUUGAGGUGAAUGGGAAAGGAACAGUGUGUUGUUAAUUUUCUGUUUUGUAUUUUUGGACUUUGUUGCUAAUGACCAGACCACUUAUUUUCAAUGUCAAAGGGUAGUCUAAACAUUUUUUAAAUUUGUCUCAAUAUCUGUGGCCAAACUUAAACAUGGUUCCUUCUACUGGGGAAGGGAGCAAGUUACAUCAAGUACACAUUCUCUCCCCCACAGCAAAGAAAGCUGGGGCAACCUGUCCUGUGCUGAUGUACCGCAGAGAACAGCUCCUUUCUAAACCACAGCCAUGUUUGGCUAGAAUACGGUCUGAGCUCGCCCGUUCCUGGGUGACUGCAGCUCCUUCGGGUGCAGAAUCACUUUAUAGGAAUAGCUUCAGCUUCAGUGAUGAAAAACUGAAUUCUCCGACAGACUCCACUCCAGCUCUGCUCUCUCCCACGAUCGCUCCUCGGAAAGCCAAACUAGGAGACACAAAAGAGCUAGAAGACUUUAUUGCUGAUCUUGACAGAACAUUAGCAAGUAUGUGAAACAAGGAGAAGCUCUGGGUCCUUUCAACAUAAGGGAAAAGCUUCAGAAAACUCUAAGCACCCAGUAAAAUCGGCUGUAGAAUUUGCUGCUGGAGGGGACAGAGAUGAGAGCUCACCUACCACCAGGCUAUUCUCAGGCUCAUCCUAAAACCAGCCUUUGGGCUUAGCUCUGGGCAGUUUAGACAGUGAAACUGACUUUUUUACCUGCUUGCAGCAUAUUAGAACAACCCAUGCCAAUAUUAUACUUUCUCUUAAAACAUAGCUUUCCUGUAAUUUAAAGUGCUUUAAUGAAAUAUUUGUAAUUAAUUAUGUAAAGUUGGAAACAGUAAUAUGCUUUUCCCAGUAUAAUAUAUUUUUGUAUGCAAAUAAAAUUUGAACUGGAGUCU